Ostertagia ostertagi is the source of this 1164-nucleotide messenger RNA. The record is from the annotation of a GenBank genome assembly. Lineage: Eukaryota; Metazoa; Nematoda; Chromadorea; Rhabditida; Trichostrongylidae.
GUCAAAACGAUCAGUAAAUGCACGAAAGGUACGGCCGCGGUACAAUGCGCAGGUGAGCUCCUUUCAGUCGUCCACGAGCUGGCAUUAAUUGGAGGCACGGGUCCCACUGCUACGUCGAGCCGCAAAACUUCAGUGAAAAAUGAUCCCGCCAUUGAGAGCAUGCUUAUAGCGCUCUCUCCUAUGGAACUUUCUCAGCUUCUUGAGAGUGAUAAGCGUGGACGUAGCAUAGUCAUCUCUGGCCUGGAUGAAGCGCCGGGCAAUUUACCUCCCUCGGCUCGUCAAAGGGACCUCGAGGAUAAGGUGUGCGCUGUCCUCGACGUUUUGGACGUCGAAUGCCGCCCGACCGAGAUAUACCGGAUGGGCAAGCGUGACAAGGAUCGCCCUCGCCUCGUCAAGGUUGUGUUACCAGCUAGGUCCCACUGGCGCCGAGCUUUAGCUAAUGCACGUUUGCUUCGAGGUGCUGGGCUCCCACAUGUCUUUAUUCGACGCAGUAUGACAGAGGACGAGAGGAAGCGCGAAUACGAGCUCCGCAAAGAGGCCGAAGAACGUAAUAAGGGCAAGGAUGUUCGUGAAUGGGUUGUCUACCAAGGUCAACUCAAACACACAUCUGAAUUACCUCACAAACAAAUUGUAGCUGCAUUCCCUUACUUUGUUUACCGUUUGGACCGGAAAGAUCGUAGAGGUGGUGGGGUAUGUUGUUUAGUCAAGGGUAACCUCCUUACUUCUUCCGUUGAAUUGAAUCGUACAAUGAAUGCCGACGUUCUUUCCUUAGAGCUUUUCUGCCCUCUCGAGCACGUUUCUCUGCCGACUCACGGCGAAAACACUCUCGAUUUAGUCCUGUCUACUAUUCCUAAUAUACGUGAUGUCUCUAUUUCUUCCCCACUGGCCAGUUCUGACCAUGCCUCUGUUCGAUUCGUCCUGUUAGAAAAAAUUGAAUCAACAUAUACCGUCCCUCUACCGGAUUUUUCUCGUGUUGACUACAAGGGCCUUAAUGAGCAUCUCUUGAAAGUGGACUGGUUCAAUGUCUUUGAUCAGUACAGCUCUAUCGAUGAUAUCUAUAAGAGAUUCUGUAGUGCUCUCUACAAUGCGUUCAAAAUAUAUGUUCCGAUGAGACUUCCUGGCUUCGUCCUGUUAUAUACCCGUUGCAUAUCAGAAAUUUGCUAA